AUGUUAUCGUUAUGGCUCAAUGAAGGAGAUCGCUUAUGGUCAUUUGCAAUAAUUUUAAUUAUGGAACAUAUCGGUGGAAUACGUUUAGUUUCAAUUGAUCAACUAGUUGAAGAGAUUAUUAUUAUGAUAUUAAAUGAAAAAUAUUUUAUAGGAAUGCUUAUUCUUCUCACAAUAAAUAAUUUGAGUCUAAUUAUUUCUGCAAGCACAUUAGCAAUUUGCAUUUUAAUUAAAGAAACUGAAAUGCAACAACCAUUUAAGAUUAUUUCAACUGCAUACAGUUUGAAAUAUUUUUUUUAUAUAAUUUGUUUGAUUCUCGCUAUUUUAACAUGUUCGAUGAGUUGCCUGGCUAGCGGUAUGCAAAAAAAUAUUCUCACCAAGGAUUGGAUUGUUGUUUUAGCUCAAAAAGAUAAUCUUCCAUUAUCAGAAACGAAUGCCACAAUGAAAACGAUUGAUUUAUCUUCAUCUGUUAUAUCACCAUUUAUUGCUGGACUGAUUAUCAAUAAAAUUGGCUAUCUUAUCGCAUGUUUUAUUUUUAUCAUCUAUAAUUUAUUCGACGAAAACGAACUAUUCCUAUCAGUCAAAAAAUCGCUAGCAAUGAAUAAAUGGGGAUUGAAAACAAUUCGAAGGAAUUUUGUGUUAUAUCGAAGGCAACCGAUAUUCUCAGCCGCAUUUGGAUUAACAUUACUCUAUAUGACUGUUCUUGGUUUCGACGGGAUUGCUGUAGGAUAUGGUAAAUCACAAGGUUUACCUGAAAUGUGGCUUGGUAUUUUACGAAGUAUUGGUUCAAUAUUUGGUAUUCUUGGUGCUAUUGUUUAUGUUGCUCUUGAAAAUUUUAUUGGUGUAAGACGAACCGGUCUUAUAGGUUUUUUGGCUCAACAAUUCGCUUUAUAUAUUUGUAUUUUAUCGAUUUGGCUUCCUGGUUCACCGUUUGACCCCGUCAAAUAUUUCCGUGAUAUUACUGCGAACAUAUGGUGGGAAAAAUUCAAAAAUUCAUUUAAAAUCUCUUAUAAUCAGAAUGGUUUCAACCAAUCUUCAACAAUUUCUACUUGGUUGCUUCCAUCGAACAAAAACAUUGAGUGGUCAUCAUGGACGGUAAAUGGCCAUUCGAUAAUUAGCGUAUCCACAUUACUGAUAGGAAUUGCCAUUUCUCGAUUUGGUUUAUAUAUGGUUGACUUAUCUGUUACACAAAUAAUGCAAGAAAAAAUACCCGAACGACAUAGAGGCACCGUUUUUGGAGUGCAAGAAUCUAUCGCACAUUUCUUUAGUGUCAUUAAAGAUCUUCUAGUUAUUAUUUUACCCGACCCAAUGAUAUUCGGUUUGCUUAUCAUAUUGUCCGUAACUUUCGUUGUAUCAGGCGCAUUAUCAUACGUGCAAUAA
Dracunculus medinensis (Guinea worm) is the source of this 1377-nucleotide messenger RNA. The record is from the annotation of a GenBank genome assembly. Lineage: Eukaryota; Metazoa; Nematoda; Chromadorea; Rhabditida; Dracunculidae.